CUGAUGGCGGAAGUUAGUGUUUGCGUCUCACGGCUGCAUCACUUUGACGCACAGAGCGCUUCUGGUUCCCUGAUCUCCACAUUUACACUCCACAUUUUUUCAGUUUCUUAGACCAUUCUUCUGUAAUUUUAUGGUUCAGACUUUGAGACAACUUGCAGAUAAGGCAGAUGAGCUCUUUUUACCAAGAAGAGAAGGAGAGUGAGUUAAGGCUCUCUGGAGAUCUCACUCAAGUGAACUCCGAGGAGCUGGAGUUUGAUUACCUGUUUAACUAUGAGCCACCUGACAGCAACUUUCCUUCUGGAGAUCUUAAAGAUGACACCGAUCUCCACAUACACGCACACCCUUACCCCUUGGGCGAGACUUCCCCCUACACUGAAAGCAGCACUGAAGCUCUUUCUGGCUAUGAGCACCUGGAGCCUAAAAAUUACGUAGAGCAAGUAAGAUCUGGUCCCCAAGCUGUGAGCCCCAGGAUUGAGAUCACACCAUCACGUGAGCAUCACAGCCAUGGGACCAACUCACUCCAUGACCCACUGGUGAAUGCCAGCCCCAGGCCUACACUCACUGUGCCUGGUCUGGAUGGUGCCAUUUACCGUGAGCCUCUGUGCCUGAGCCCAGCCAGCAGCAACUCUUCAACCUCAUGGCACUCUGAGACUUACUCGCCUUUCGCAUCACCCUGUGUGUCCCCAGGUAGUGGGCAGGUUGUGGCUGGUGAGCUGUGUCCUCGCUUCCAAAACAUCCACACAGGCUCUCCUCGCACCAGCCCAGGCACAUCACCUCACACUAGCCUGACUGAGGAAAUCUCAUCUCCGAGGCCCAGCUCUCGCUCUACCUCGCCUCAGGGCAAACGCACCUACGACAUGUACAGGAACCCAAAUCUGGUGGCUGCUGCUCGAUCACGAAGUCCUUCACCACAUGGCCGCCAUGAUGAUCGUCAUACCGGCACCCAUUAUGGCUCCAACAGCGUGAAAGAAGUUGUCAACGGGUUUGGGCCGGUGUCAGUACCCACAAAGAUUGUCAGAACCACACAGCCAGCCUACACUAUAUACCCAGACGACCAUGGAGAGAGCUACCUGGUGGAACAAGACGUUAAGACCAAAGCAGAGCCAUACUUUGUCAUUCCAACAAUUUGGCCCAAUAAGCUGGUGCCUGGGAUCUGCAGCAUCCCUAUAACGUCUCUGCCUUCUCUGGAGUGGCCUUUGCCCAGCCGCACAGACCAGUAUGAGCUGCACAUCGAGGUGCAGCCCAAACCUCACCACAGGGCACACUAUGAGACCGAGGGCAGCCGGGGGGCUGUUAAAGCUCCAACUGGUGGACAUCCAGUGGUCCAGCUACAUGGAUACAGAGGCAAAGAGCCGCUCGGGCUGCAGAUCUUUAUCGGCACGGCUGACGAGCGGAUCUUGAAGCCCCACGCCUUCUACCAGGUGCACCGCAUCACAGGCAAGACCGUGACCACGACCAGCUAUGAGAAGAUAAUCAAUAGCACAAAAGUGUUAGAGAUCCCUCUAGAGCCAAAGAACAACAUGAAAGCAAUAAUCGACUGCGCUGGGAUUCUGAAGCUCAGGAACGCCGAUAUUGAGCUGAGGAAAGGCGAGACAGAUAUCGGACGGAAGAAUACCCGUGUGCGACUGGUGUUCCGCAUCCACAUCCCCCAGCCAGGGGGUCAAUACCUGUCUCUCCAAGUGGCAUCUCAUCCCAUUGAGUGUUCUCAAAGAUCUGCACACGAGCUGCCCAUGGUGGAGAAGCAGGACAUGGACAGCUGUUCAGUGCUCGGAGGUCAGCAAAUGAUCCUGACUGGGCAGAAUUUCAGUGCUGACUCUAAAGUUAUGUUUACCGAGAAGACCCCUGAUGGACAGCAAAUUUGGGAGUUGGAAGCCACAGUUGAUAAAGACAAAAGCCAGACAAGCAUGCUGUUUAUUGAAGUGCCUCCUUAUAGAGACCCAACUAUCUGCCAUCCCGUUAAGGUGAACUUCUAUGUGAUCAAUGGGAAACGAAAACGCAGUCAGCCUCAGCACUUCACAUAUACACCUCUGCCAGUAUCUUCCACAGUUUCUUCCAUCAAAACAGAACCAUUGGAUGAAUAUGAAUCUGGACACAUUGGAUAUAUGAUGUCCCAGACCUUGGGAGUUUCACCGCACUCCUUUUACCAUCACAACCCCCGUUCAGUCCCCACCUCGGAUAAUGGUUUAAUUCCCAUCAUGGCUUCCUGUCACCAGAAUCAUUCAGGAAUCUCUCCUUCAGACCCCUGCUUGCAGCAGCACAUUGUGUAUCCCCGUGCUGAGAAGAACCUAGGGUCCAGCUUAUACAUCCAAACCGGAGUCAUGGUGCCAGAAGCCCAUCGCUCUGUCCUGGUCCAUACUGGUUCUGCAUCCAAGUCCUCUCACUUGAUUGGUCAGCCUCCUGUCAUCCAGUUUUCCCCGACCAACCAUCAGUUGUUAAGAGGGGGAGAAAAUAUAACUCCACCAGCCCAGGAACAUCAGAACCUCUAUUGUGAGGGCUACAGCCCACAAGGAACUCAGACAGCAGUGGUUUCACGUUCUCCUGCUUCACAACAAGCCCCCCAAACUCAGCAUUACUCCACUGUCAUUCAUCAACAGCCCUACACAAACAGGCUUCCAAAGGAUAGGUCCCCUCCUGGGCAAGUCCAUCCACAAAGGUGUUCCUCUGCUGAGGAGCAGAGAACCUCUCUUCCUGGACGAGUCACUGUCAAGCAGGAGAACCUGGAUCAAGCCUACCUGGAUGAUGUUAAUGAGAUCAUAAGGAAGGAUCUGACAGGCGUGCACGGCCGAGCACAGACAUAAGGAAAAGGAUGCCGCAGGAAGUGUGUGGGACUUGCAGUAGUGCCUUCUUCUCCCUGGAUCUGUUUGCAGUUUGCAGACACUGUCACCAGCACUCACUUGGAUUAUUUCUAUUUUUCGAAAUAUUUUUGACCUCAGAACAUUCUGACACCAAGUAGAUUAUGCUUUAUAGCCCAGGCAAACAAAUAUCUUUGAAACCAGCUUUUUUUUUUUUUUUUUUUUUUUAGCAUCAGUGUGUUCAUUCCUAAAGGCCUUGUAGUUUCAAAGUCCAGCAGUGACUGCUCAUGAAAUACAGCCAGGAUUAACCUGAUUUGUCAGUUUUCAGUAUCUUAUGCUCCCAUAGCCUUAAACAAUUUUGGAUAAAAAAAAGUUCAGUGUAUUUUUAUUCUUGUUAUUUCAUAGUUCAUAGCUCACUUUGGUAAACUCUCAGUUUAGUUCAUCUGGAACAACUGCUUAAUUUAGAAAGACUGUGUAUAGAAAGACUGCUUAAUUUAGAAAGACACAGUUCUUACUUUUGUUAAAUGUUACCAGUUUUUCUAUCAAAUCUUCAUUAUGAUAAAAGCUUCACUUUUUUUCCAAUUGCAACUAAAUGCAAUGUUCUCACAGAGAUUCCUUUAAUGCACAGUGUGCACUUCCUGCCAGUGAAUUAUAUUGUCUUGUAUAUAGUUUCACUCAAAAUUGGAUUUUUAUUGACAAGAUGUAAUUAGAUAUUUUUACAACAUCUGUACAUUUUCUUCUAAUGUGUGAGUGUCUAUAGGGGCUGAAAAAUACAGAGCUGAGUUUCUUUUUCUCUAGCAAACUAUAUUUUGAUAUCUUGUGCCUUUGGCUAUGAAGCUGUAAGCAAAAACUUGGUAGCGGUUUACAGAUGAGCAGAACGACGGUUUCAUAUCUAACAGAGAUUAGCGUGUCUUGCACUACAUUCAGACUCUAACAUCAACUGGAGUUCUCGACUUCUUCUGCUUCGUAUUUCUACCUAAAGUCUUACUGAUAUAGAUAUGUCUAUAACUUUUUAAAUAUUUUUCUAGUGCUAUUUUACAUCAGUUUUAUAAAUUCUACAGCUUGCACAUGAGGUUUCCUUGUUAUAAAUGUAUUGUUUUUUAUCUUUUUAUCGUUUUAUCUUAGAGUUGGUUUUGCCAUAAAUAAUAUGCUGAGCAUAUAUAUGAUAUGAUCUGAUAUGAUAUAUGAUACAUGAUAUGUUUCAAUUCAUCUAUUCAUCUAAAUUCAAAUCUUUAAAUAUAUAAGUGUCAUCCUGUUACAUCACAUUUAGUAAGAAAAAAAGUUUAAUUCUUUUUUUUUAAUAUCUUUUAAAGGGAUAUAAAAAAAAUAGUAGAUGUGAAAUUUGAAGCACUUCUGAUAAGAGUAAUGUUUAAUGUAUCUGUACAUUUUUGGCAGAAUUAUUUCUUUAUCGUAUAAUUAGAUAUAUUUAUAAACGGGUGACAAAUGCUCCCUGAAUGAAUUACUGAUUAUGAAACUAUAAUUCAUAUGCUUUCCUGCGGGAGAUUUUGGACUGACAGGUUAGACUGCACUCUCCUCCACCGUCAUCGUCAUCCAGAUACUAAUUAACCAAACUUUUUAUAGGAGAAUGAUGUUCAUUCCUUUAAACACCAAAUUUCCAGAAGCUAUGCCAAAGAUAUCCUGGUGGACCGUGAUGAACACCUUACUAAGACACUUUACUUAGUUUUUUUUUUCAUUGAACCUUUUCACCCGUCUAUAUGUAUAUAUAUAUUUUUUUUACUGGAGCCAUUAUCUAAGCACGGUGCUCUUAACAUCAUAGCAAUCCCCUGAAUGUCGACUCAUUUUUAUCUGUAAAUAUGCUUUCCUAAAUAUGUAUAAAAUAUUUCUUUACUUCUACUUUGUUACAUUUACUGACUAGUCAAUAGGAAAUCUUUAUUAUGUUUAUGAACCAAAUCAAUUCCUGUCUUGUCAUUUACCAUCAUGUAACCAGGGUUGUAAUAAUAAUAUAUGAACUGCAAAAUAGUUUCGCUGUUUUAGAUUAAUAUAAGACAAUUCCAAUAUUUGCCUAAAGAGAAGCUGUUAUAUCUUUUGUUAACUUCGAGGCUUUAUACCUGCCGGUUUUAUUAAUGCAGUCAUGAGGUGAAUGUUUAAUAAUAGUUGAUGUCUGUCAAGAACAUAAGCAAUAAAUCUGAUUGAAGAAUUGUU
This is a messenger RNA of Tachysurus fulvidraco (yellow catfish), 4955 nucleotides long. RefSeq names its product nuclear factor of activated T cells 2a (gene nfatc2a). Lineage: Eukaryota; Metazoa; Chordata; Actinopteri; Siluriformes; Bagridae. The record is from RefSeq and is a predicted model, not a curated record. Gene Ontology annotation, cellular component: transcription regulator complex. The transcript is spliced from 10 exons. Gene Ontology annotation, molecular function: RNA polymerase II cis-regulatory region sequence-specific DNA binding; transcription factor binding; DNA-binding transcription factor activity, RNA polymerase II-specific. Gene Ontology annotation, biological process: regulation of transcription by RNA polymerase II; cytokine production; calcineurin-NFAT signaling cascade. Bases 168 to 2798 code for a protein of 876 amino acids.